This is a messenger RNA of Anoplopoma fimbria (sablefish), 707 nucleotides long. RefSeq names its product dual specificity phosphatase 3a (gene dusp3a). Gene Ontology annotation, molecular function: protein tyrosine/serine/threonine phosphatase activity; MAP kinase phosphatase activity. The coding region runs from base 60 to 707 and encodes 215 amino acids. Gene Ontology annotation, biological process: protein dephosphorylation; negative regulation of MAPK cascade. The transcript has 3 exons. Lineage: Eukaryota; Metazoa; Chordata; Actinopteri; Perciformes; Anoplopomatidae. Gene Ontology annotation, cellular component: cytoplasm. The record is from RefSeq and is a predicted model, not a curated record.
GAUCUCACACUAGUUUGGAGAGAAGAACAAAAAAUAGAAGAAAAAAAAAAGAAGAAGUCAUGAAGAAACACCUGAGUCCUACAAAACAGCAGCAGCAGCCGCCGGUACCGGCACCGGCACCGGCUGACGGUACCGGGAUCACCGUCCAGCAACUCAACGAGCUGCUCUCCAACGGGAGCGGCUUCUACAGCCUACCGACACAGCACUUCAACGAGGUCUUCCCCCGAAUAUACAUCGGUAACGCGUUCGUUGCCCAGAAUGCAAUGCGUCUGCAGAAACUCGGAGUGACGCACGUCCUCAACGUGGCGGAGGGCACCUCCUUCAUGCACGUCAACACCAGCGUGGAGUUCUACGCCGGCACGGGCAUCACGUACCACGGCAUCAAGGCCAACGACACGGUGCAGUUCCACCUCAGUGCCUUCUUUGAGGAGGGGGCUGAUUUCAUCGACAAGGCGCUGGCUCACAAUAAUGGAAAAGGGAAAGUGUACGUACACUGCAGAGAAGGCUACAGCCGCUCCCCCACCAUGGUUGUCGCCUACCUCAUGUUGCGCCACAAAAUGGAUGCCCGGCUGGCGGUGGCCACCGUGAGGCACAAGAGAGAAAUCGGCCCCAACGACGGCUUUCUUCGCCAACUGUGCCAACUCAACGAGAAGCUGGCGAAGGAGGGCAAGCUGAACGGGGAGGUGGGCAAACUAAAGACCAAGUGA